This is a messenger RNA of Rhododendron vialii, 1006 nucleotides long. RefSeq lists its product as uncharacterized. Lineage: Eukaryota; Viridiplantae; Streptophyta; Magnoliopsida; Ericales; Ericaceae. The record is from RefSeq and is a predicted model, not a curated record. The transcript is spliced from 2 exons. Bases 140 to 1006 code for a protein of 288 amino acids.
AUAUGUUUACGGACAAGUAUGGUCUUGAUCUGUGCUAUCAUAGUGCUUGGUUAGGUGUUGAAAAGGCAAGAGGGGAUUAUAUGGAGAUUAUGAAGGUUCAUUCGAUAGGCUUCGGUGGUACGUUGAAGCUGCAAGGGCUAUGAAUCCGGGGAGCGUUUUGAGGCUUGAAUCUGAUCCUGUAACCAAGGAGUUUUCGCGACUGUUUGUGUCGUUUGACGCUUGUAUCAAGGGAUUCAACUACUGUCGGCCUUUUUUGUGUCUUGAUGCAACCCAUCUGAAAGGUAGAUUCAAAGGAUCACUCCUUGCCGCAACAGGGAAAGAUGCAAAUCAAUGUCUAUUCCCUGUAGCUUCUGCAAUUUGUGAUGCUGAAAAUGAAGCUAAUUGGACUUGGUUUCUUGGCCUUCUAAAGAGUACAAUGUCCACUCGUCCUAUUACCUUUAUUACUGAUCGUAAUGCAGGUCUUGUCAACAACAUUUCUGUUAUGUUCCCCGGUUGUCAUCAUGCAUACUGUCUCUAUCACAUACAGUUCAACUUGAAGGAUCACUUUCCGGGACGGUUUAGAAAAGGUUUUCGGAACAGGCUCGUUGAAUUGUUCAACAAAUGUGCAUAUGCUUCAUCGGUGUCGGUUUACAAAGCUGCUGAGGAAGAUUUUUACCAAUUUGGUGGAGAUAAAGCUAGGACCUUUAUUGCGAGUAUCCCCAAAGAGCAUUGGAGUAACGCGUAUUUCAAAGGUCAACGGUAUGGUGAGAUGAGCUCUAGUGCUCUGGAGUCGUUUAAUAAUUGGAUUCUUAAAGCUCGGGAAAUGCCUAUAUUUUAUUUAGUUGAUGAGCUUCGUCGCAAAAUUAUGAGGCAAAUGGCUGCAAGGAGAGUAAAGUCGAUGAAAUGGAAUUCAGUGAUUUGUCCGAAGAUGGAUAAGAAGUUAGCUCACUUUAUCAAGAAAGGAAGGUCGUGGAGGAUCAUUAUGUCAAAGGGUGGUUUGUACGAGGUACGCUGUCGUAUCUGUUGA